GAAUCUCCUCAUACAAUAAUACAAUGUUCUCCCAUUUGCUGGCCGUGGCAUGCCUGGUCCCCGGCCUUUUAGCCGGGGUCAUCUCUUCCUCCUCUUCCUCUUCCUCCCCCCGAGUGACAGUCAAGAAUGGCACGUACGUCGGCUUCAACGAUCCAGUCCUACACACAGAUAACUUCUAUGGCGUUGCGUAUGCGCAGCCGCCCAUAGGAGACCUGCGAUUCCGUCAUCCUCAGUCGCUCAACUCGAGCUGGUCUGGCGAUCGGGUGGUGGUGGACUAUCCGAAGGAGUGUAUUGCUUCAAAUUACAAUGCAAAUAUGUCCGAAGACUGCCUGUACAUGGGCAUCAUCCGCCCAUCCAACGUCACCGCCAAGAAUCUUCCUGUGAUGGUCUACCUCGAUCAAGGAGGCUUCGAUAACGGCGGCGUGGGCUUCUUCCCGGCCUUCAACCAGACGUGGAUCGUGCAGCGCUCGGCCGACAUCGGAUACCCGAUUCUCGGCGUGUCUGUCAACUCCCGCCUGGGUCCCUGGGGAUUCAUGUACAGCCAGGAGAUCCAAGACCAGCUGGAGACCAACCUGGGGCUGCGCGACAUGCGCAAAGCGCUGGAAUGGAUCCAGGAGAACAUCGCCGCGUUCGGGGGCGACCCUUCACGCGUGACGAUCCAAGGGCAGAGCACCGGGGCGCAGUCUGUCGGUCUUCAGAUCCUGGCGUACGGAGGCGACAAUGCGAAUCUCUUCCAGGGGGCCAUCUCCGAGAGCGGCGCGCCCGUCUGGUACGCGCCGACGGCCGACGUCGCGCUGUGGCAGCCGACAUACGACGGCAUCGUCGACGCCGCGGGAUGCAGCGGCGCAGCGAACAACCUGCAGUGUCUACGUGAAGUGUCGAACACGACGUUGAUCAGCAUCUUUGCGAACAGCACGCUCGAUCCGUUCGGCAGCAAUGCUCCGCGCGAGUUCAUGAUGGCCGUCGACGGCGACUUCAUCCCCGCCCCGAACAGCGAGCUCCUCCAGUCCGGUCGGUUCGCGCGCGUCCCGUACCUGAUCGGCACCAACUUCGACGAGGGCACCACCGUGGGCCCGCACGGCGUCAACAACGGCAGCGAUCUCAACGCCUACCUCGUCGACGAGAUGAUGGUCAUCGACGACGCCAGCCUCAACACCAUCGGAUACCUGUACCCGGACAUCCCCGAGAUCGGCAUCCCAACCACCUACCACGGGCGUCCGCCCAGCAGCGUCGGAACGCAGUAUAAACGGUCGUGCGCGGUGGCCACGGACAUCAUCAUGGACGCCCCCACGCGCCUCACCACCCUCUCCAUGGCCUCCUUCAACUCGACCGUCUGGCGCUACCACUUCAACGUCGUCCCGAACGGAUAUUCCGAUCUCCAGGGCGCCACCCACGCCGCAGAGGUGCCGCUCACCUUCUACGACCAGUCGGGCACCGCGUACGACGACAAUCCCCUGGGCGGAACCAACGGGCCCAAACUCCUGGAAAUGGCCAAGAUCAUGAGCGCCAUGUGGAUCGGGUUCGUGUAUAGUGGUGAUCCGAACUAUCUGGUUGACAAGAUUGGCGCGACGGUGCCCGUACCGGAGUGGCCGAAAUACCAGCUCCCGGCGCCGAGGAACUAUGUCUUUACCAUCAACCAGACGCUGUAUACGGAGCCGGACACUUUUCGCGCAGAGGGGAUUAACUGGCUUAUGGAUAUGAUGGUUGCCUCCAAGAACAGGAACUGCACCAGUAUUGUCGCUUGUGGGGGGGAGGCCGAUGCCAUCAAUGGUGAGACGGGGGGGGUUUAUGGUUUCUAGUAUAUACAG
Penicilliopsis zonata CBS 506.65 is the source of this 1808-nucleotide messenger RNA. RefSeq lists its product as hypothetical. The record is from RefSeq and is a predicted model, not a curated record. The coding region runs from base 24 to 1799 and encodes 591 amino acids. The transcript has 4 exons. Lineage: Eukaryota; Fungi; Ascomycota; Eurotiomycetes; Eurotiales; Aspergillaceae.